Messenger RNA from Phyllostomus discolor (pale spear-nosed bat), 2277 nucleotides. It is a transcript of the gene TEX13D, whose product is annotated as TEX13 family member D. The coding region runs from base 853 to 2277 and encodes 474 amino acids. The transcript has a single exon. NCBI's taxonomy places the organism in Eukaryota, Metazoa, Chordata, Mammalia, Chiroptera, Phyllostomidae. The record is from RefSeq and is a predicted model, not a curated record.
UGUUGUUGAUUUCCAAUGUCAUUCCCUGUGGUCAGAGGACAUACUUAGUAUGAUUUUAAUCUUCAUAAAUGUACUGACUUAUUUUGUGGCCUAAUGUAUGGUUUAUGCUGGAGAAUCUUUAAUGUGCACUUGAGAAAAAUAUGUAGUGUGCUGUUUUGGGGUUGACUAUUUUGUAAAUGUUUGUUAGGUCUUUUUGGUUUAUAGUGUUAUUCAAAUCUUGUAUUUCCUUAUUAAUCUAUCAAGUCUUUCCAUCAGUUAUUGGAAAUGGAGUAUUGAAGUCUAGACUCCAUUAUACUAUCACUCUAGAACUGCCUUUGCCUACUCUCAAUUCUAUGUUUGGCAUAUAUUUUGAACUAUUCUUUUGGUGCAUAUAUAAAGUGUAUAUAUAUUUACAAUUGCUAUAUCGAUUGAUUGACCUUUUUAACAUUGUAUAAUAUCCUUUUUAUCUCAGCAAUUUUUGUGUGAAAAUCUACCUUGUCUGAUAUUUAGAGAGCCUCCCUAGCUGUCAAUUGGUUACUGUUUGCACAGAGUAGUUCCGUUACCCAUAAUUCUCAGGGUAUGGACCAAGGGAGGUCAUUCCCAGAAGGCCUUGCGGCGGGCGUGACGCACAGCUCGUUUCUAUGACGUGUCAUGUGGUUGCCUGGCAAGUGUUUGUGAGGUGAGAUAGUUGGCUGUGGGUUUUGUUAGGAAAGGUUUAAGGGUAGAAAAAGGCCUAAGAGGAGGCCAGGACUGGGCUAGGACUGAAUUAAAACUGAACAGAAAGUUGAGGGGUACACGUAUUGGUGGCCACAGCCUUUGCUGGUGGUUGCGGCAGGCACAUCGUUGCCUGUGAGGCAGUCGGUCAAGUAAACUAUGAUGGCCUCGAAUGUGGACUAUGCAGAAUAUGCCAGCGGUUUCCGCCAUGACGAGGUGAUCAGUUUCAUCAAUAAUGAAGUCCUCAGUAAUGGCGGCGGCCCAGAUUUCUACACUACCUUCCGCUCGCAGUCAUGGAGUGAGAUAGAGGACCGGCUUCAGGCUGUCCUGAAUGACCCUGAGUUGCCAAGCACCAUCAAGCGGGCCUGCACUUGGAGUGCGCUGACCUUGGGCAUACGUGUCGGUGCUAGGCAGCGUGAGCAGCUGGUAUACCGGGUUCGGCAGUUGCAGGAUCGGGUGGAGGAGCUUGAGGGGGUUUCCUGGGCUCUGGCUCCCGAGUUGCAGAGGCUGCGCAAAGAGCGUGAUGAGAUGGCCUCACAGCUGCGCUUCACACAGGCUGCCCAGCAGCAGGCACUGAAUGAACGUGAUAUGCUUCAUGGGUGGCUGCUCCAGACUGAGACAUUGGCCAAAGAGACUUUGUUGGCCCAUGGAAUAGUGCCUGGGCCUCGACCUGUGCAAGUCGGGGCCAUGGUAUGGCCUCUGAGUGAAGAGCAGCAGAGAAAUGUGGGGGCCAUGGGGAUGCCUGGCUGUCCCUGGAGCCAGGCCAUGCAACCGCUUCUGCCAGUGCCAUGCCCAUUUCCAUUUUACCCACCAUUCCCAAUGGGAUUCCCACCCUUGCAACCUUUGCCACCACCACCAGUAUUCACGGAAGCAGUACAUGCAGUAAUCCCACCUAACAUGCCUCCCCUGGGGAAUAAUCCCCCUGGCCCGUGUUCCAUAGUGGGGACCCAGGAGGAGAUGGCCCCACUGGGAAAACAGAGAAGCCACAGCCACAAGGAAGGUCCUGAGAUCCUCCAGGAUACAGUCCCCUUAGGGAACAUCAACAGCCUUAGCCAACAAGAUCCAGAGAGGCCCCAGAGGAUGGUCAACCUGAGCGACAAUAAGAAUCAUAGCCAGGAAGAUGGUGCAGUGGGGCCACAGAGAAUGGUCCCCACUGGGGAUAGCUACAACCAGAGCCAAGAACAACAUCUAGAGAGGCCCCACAGCAUGGUUACCAUGGGUGACAGGAACAAAAGCCAUAGCCAAGAAAAAGAUCCAGAGAUGCCCCAAGGGACUGUCCCCUUGGGGGGUAUCCAGAGCCAGGAAGGUGAUCCAGAGAGGCCCCAGGCAAGUCACCUGAGGGGCAGUAGGAGCCUUGAUGUGAAACAAAAUCCAAAGAAACAACUGUCUCAGGGGCAGAGGUUUUGGCAAUCAAAAGAGAGAAGAGCCUCAGCUUCCCAGCUCCGGAAGAUGUCUGCCCGACGUGAUUGGGACUGUCCUUGGUGCAAAAUGAUGAAUUUCUCAUGGCGCAAGGCCUGCUUUAGAUGCAGGAUAGUCUACAUUCCUGGUGAGCUGGGAAACGUGAACCCAGGACAAACUCAUUAA